Oryza sativa Japonica Group (Japanese rice) is the source of this 3779-nucleotide messenger RNA. Its product is annotated as acidic endochitinase SE2. NCBI's taxonomy places the organism in Eukaryota, Viridiplantae, Streptophyta, Magnoliopsida, Poales, Poaceae. Gene Ontology annotation, cellular component: extracellular region. Gene Ontology annotation, biological process: carbohydrate metabolic process; protein phosphorylation. Gene Ontology annotation, molecular function: chitinase activity; ATP binding; protein kinase activity. The record is from RefSeq and is a predicted model, not a curated record.
GACCAGUAAUAGCAAAAAGAUAAAAAAGAUCAAUCAUGUAAAAUUAAUCUUACUAGAUUUAUCAUUAAACAAACUAUCAUAAUAUGUAAUUCUUUUUAUUUAAAACAUCCUAUUUUUAUAGAAAUUGUUGGUUAAAGUAGCAUCUCGUAGACUGUGUCAGAGUAAAAAAAAAUGUUUAUAUUUUGGGACGGAGAGAGUAUGUGACAGAGGGAGAAAGGGUAUGUUUAAUUCCACGCUAAAAUUAGAAGUUUGAAAAAAUUAGAAUGAUGUGACGGAAAAGUUGAAAGUUUGUGUGUGUAGGAAAGUUUAAUGUGAUAAAAAAGUUAAAAGUUUAAAGAAAAAAGUUGGAAACUAAACAAGGCCCAACUCCUUUUGAACUAAGGGAGUAGUUGGGUGAGGUUAGGAAGUUGGGAUUAAAGAAAUCAGAUCAGGUCUAAAAUUUCCUGUCAUGUUCAACGCUGCUAGUAGUCUAGUCAGUCAAUUGCUGUACUCCGAAAUUGACUACUAGCACCGUGUACUGAAGUCGCUAAUGCCGGUCAAAUCAACUACAUCUCAGCAAAAACCAAACUCGUUGUACGGAUAUAUAGAGCAAACGAACAGAGUUUGCUCCUCUUCACGUCGUCUCGCCAUGGCUCGCCUACCAAGUUUGCUCCUCUUCUUUAUCCUCGGCGUCCAUGCCUCCGUUUCCCAUGGCUCGCCGCCUCUUCCAUCCACUUACGACCCUUCCAUUUGCUCCAAGUCAUCAGAGUGCGGAGGCGUCAAUAUCUCCUAUCCUUUCUAUCUUUCCAACGCCACCGAUUAUUACACUCGAUUUUCUUGCGGCUACACCGAUUUGAAGAUCUCUUGCAGCCGGGACCGGGACGGGAGGAACGAGACUCCCACCAUCCUACUCGGUGGAGACAACUACACCAUCCUGGACAUCAUCUACGACAGUCACACCAUCGUGCUCGUGGACACCGAUGCGCUCCGCGGCGGCAGCUGCCCCAGAGUGGGCCACAACGUCACCUUCGGCCAGGCCUAUGAGUGGCUUUAAUACACCGGCUCCCCUGACAACCUCACCUUCUUCUUCGGCUGCAAACUCAACCUUGCACCACCAAUCGAUCCAGGGCUGGUUAGUGUUGCAGACCAGUACCAAAUCAACUGCAAAACCUUCAGCAACGCUCCUAACGGUGGAGAUUCGUUCGUGUUCACCUCCGGCGAGCUCGAGGCACGAGCACGAGUAGAGUCCGAAUUGGCCAGGCGCUGCAGCCAGGUCAUCGUCGUGCCGGUAAAUGGAAGUAUUCUUAAUUCAAGUAACCAGAGUGCGCUCCCAAGUGGUGGAUACAGUCAAGUGCUUAAUAAGGGGUUCGACCUGGCAUGGAACUCAAGGAAAGAUGAACAAUGCUACCAGUGCGAGCAAUCAAAGGGACAGUGUACCUAUAGCCAGAACAGGGCGUUCCUAGGUUGCUUGUGCUCUAAUGGGAAGGUGAGCACCAAGGAUUGCAGAAACAGCGGUGUCAGCAACUCGUCUACAUUAAGGUAUUCAAGCUUAAAGGGGAGAAUGAAACUUUCACAUCUGCACUUUGAACGCACCGCCUCGGCACCUUUCGGCUUUCGCCAUGUCCGGCAAGCUCUGCUUCUUGGCGUCCGUGCUCUUGUCGAUGUCCACCGUCGUCGACCUAGCGAUGGCGGCAUCGGGCGGAGUCAACAUCGCCGUCUACUGGGGCCAGAACGGCAGCGAGGGCACGCUCGGGGAGACAUGCGGCACCGGCCUCUACGCGUACGUCAACCUCGCCUUCCUCUCCACGUUCGGCGCCGGCCGCGCCCCGGUCCUCAACCUGGCCGACCACUGCGACGCCCCGUCGGGGACCUGCGCGUCCCUCGCCGCCGACAUCGCGUCCUGCCAGGCCGCCGGAGUCAAGGUGCUCCUCAGCAUCGGCGGCGGCGCGCUUGGGUACAACCUGUCGUCGCCCUCCGACGCGCGGGACCUGGCCGCGUACCUCUGGGACAACUUCCUCGGCGGCGGCGCCACCGGCGCGUCCCGCCCGCUCGGCGACGCCGUGCUCGACGGCGUCGAUUUCGACAUAGAGUCCCCCUCCAGGUUCUACGACGACCUCGCCAGGAACCUGGCGUCGCUGUACACAAGGGCGCCGCGGCCGCCGCGCGGGGGCAAGACGUACCUGCUCACCGCCGCGCCGCAGUGCCCGUACCCGGACGCGUCCCUCGCCGCGGCGCUCGCCACGGGGCUGUUCGACCACGUGUGGGUGCAGUUCUACAACAACCCGCCGUGCCAGUACGCCGCGCCAGGGGACGCGAGCGCGCUGCGGAGCGCGUGGGCGCAGUGGACGGCCGGCUUGCCGGCGGCGACCGUGUUCCUGGGGCUGCCGGCGUCGCUGGAUGCCGCGGACAGCGGGUUCGUCGACGCGGACACGCUCGCGUCGCAGGUGCUGCCGGUGGUGGAAGGCGCGGCCAACUACGGCGGGAUCAUGCUGUGGAGCCGCUCCUACGACAAGGACUCCAGCUUCAGUGUGAAGCUGCAGGCCGCCUUGCAGAACAGGAACAAGCCAACUGGAGCCGGCGCAUCCUCACAUACCAAGAGGAGAAUAUAUAUAAUAGCAGGAGUUUUCGCCGGCGUACUACUACUGUUCCUGCUUCUUAUAACCUAUUUCCUGUGCCAUAAAAAACACCACGGGCAGCAGCCUCCUGUACAAGAAUUGACGACCCCUCCAAAGGCAGAGCCAUCUCAGAAAAAACAGCGAGCUCAACAUCUGAAAAGAUACAGCUAUUCGGAAGUUGAAAGAAUGACCAAAACCUUUGCUCACAAGAUAGGCCAAGGCAACUAUGGUGAUGUCUACAAAGGGAACCUCCGUGAUGGCCGUCAGAUAGUGGUUAAGUUACUGAAGAAUUGCAGAGGUAAUGACAAGGAGUUUCUGAACGAGGUUGCCAGCAUUGGCACAAUUUCGCAUGUCAAUGUUAUUCCUCUGCUGGGGUUCUGCUUGCAAGGGACAGCAAGAGCUCUAAUCUACGAGUACAUGCCAAAUGGUUCCCUUGAAAGCUAUGCUUUCAGCAAUGAUGACUCUAUAGAGGAGAAUUAUUCCCUUUGGAUAUAUUGGGAGAAAUUAUAUGAAAUUGCAAUUGGUGUUGCGAGAGGACUAGAGUUUCUCCACGGAAGCGGCAAUGCGAACAUUAUGCAUCUCAAAAUCAAGCCAAGAAACAUUCUACUGGAUCAGGAGCUAUGUCCAAAGAUAUCUGAUUUUGGAGUAGCAAACCUGUGCUUGUGGAAAGAGAGCAAGAAAUCCGCUCAAAAUGCGAGGGGGAGAGAUAGCUAUGAUGCACCUGAAGUAGUGUCCACGAAAUUCGGAGCAGUCAGCAGCAAGUCUGAUGUCUACAGCUAUGGCGUGAUGGUCCUUGAGAUGAUUAGAGCAAAAAGACGUAUUAAUGUUGGUGCUGACACUACCACUAAGUAUUUUGCUCAGUGGCUGUAUGAUCACUUAGAUCAGUUCUGCAAUAGUAUUUCUGACAUCAGUGAUGAGACAAGAGAGUCUGUAAGGAGGAUCAUCAUAGUUGGUCUGUGGUGCAUACAAGCGGCACCUGCAAAUCGACCUUCGAUGAGCAGAGUCGUCAAGAUGUUGGAAAGUAGCAGCACAAAGAUGGAUCUGCCAAGAAAAUCUAUCGAGUAGUUAAACAUUGUCAAAAUCAAGAAAAGUAGUGUUUGUACCUCGCCAAGAAAGGAACUGCUGCGCUCUUUGCAUAACCGUAGUGUUAAAUUCAAAAGAGCACAGAAAUAUUGCAUUUUGUUA